AUGACGGACGAGGUCCUCAACGACAUUUCACACAGGCGGUAUAACCCGCUGCGCGGCAAUUGGAUCCUUGUUUCGCCUCACCGGACAAAGAGGCCAUGGCAGGGACAACAGGAGGCUGCCAGUAAAACGACUCUGCCUGAGUACGACCCUUCGUGCUAUCUCUGUCCGGGCAACAAGCGCGCGCAAGGCGACGAAAACCCAAAGUAUGAAAGCACCUACGUCUUCGUCAACGACUACAGUGCGGUCAAAGAAGAGCAAGCGGAAUACCACUCUGGCGACCAGGAUGGCAGCCUCGAAAAGAGACUCCUACAAGUUGAGCCCGUGACGGGCAAAUGCUAUGUCAUUACCUUCUCGCCCUCUCACAACCUGACAUUAGCGGACCUCAAACCGGCACAAAUCGUCCCUGUUAUCGAGACCUGGACCAAGCUCUAUACAGCCCAUUUGUCGCCAAACUCGCCGCUUGCCCAAGUCGCCAGCGCGACGACGCUAGCCCCGCUGAGCCACAACGGCGAGGCCCUCGCGAAGCCGAAUAAGCAGCUGCGCUACAUGCAGAUCUUCGAGAACAAGGGCGCAGCCAUGGGCUGCUCGAAUCCGCAUCCCCACGGCCAAGUCUGGGUGACGACCGGUCUCCCCGAAGAGCCAUCGCUCGAGCUCACGCAGCUGCAAAAGUACCGCCGCGAGCAGGGUGGGGCAAACAUGCUGGAGGAUUACUGCACGCUUGAGGCCAAGAAGGGCGAGCGCACUGUCUUUGAGAACGAGAGCUUCCUGGCGGUGUGCCCCUGGUGGGCCGUCUGGCCGUUUGAGGUCAUGAUUGUGAGCAAGGCGCACAAGAGAGCGCUGGUCGAUUUCGACGACAAAGAGAGGGCGCAGCUGGCUGAAGCCAUGGCGGAGGUGACGAGGCGGUACGACAACUUGUUCGAGACGCAAUUUCCUUACAGCAUGGGUCUGCACCAAGCACCGCUGGAGGGCACGAAGGAGGAAAUCGAGGCCAGUCACUUCCACAUUCACUUUUACCCGCCUUUGCUGCGUAGCGCUUCGGUGCGCAAGUUCCUCGUUGGCUACGAGAUGAUGGCUGAGCCGCAACGUGACAUCACGCCAGAGCAAGCGGCCGCCCGACUGCGCAACUGCGCCGGCGAGCUGUACCGGAGGAAGCUCGACUAG
Molecule: messenger RNA, 1161 nt
Organism: Aplosporella prunicola CBS 121167
Lineage: Eukaryota; Fungi; Ascomycota; Dothideomycetes; Botryosphaeriales; Aplosporellaceae
Exons: 4
Coding region: 1-1161 (386 amino acids)
Biological process (GO): beta-D-galactose catabolic process via UDP-galactose, Leloir pathway
Cellular component (GO): cytoplasm
Molecular function (GO): zinc ion binding; UDP-glucose:hexose-1-phosphate uridylyltransferase activity
Source: RefSeq, a predicted model, not a curated record